ACAUCUUGUCUCUUGUCCAUUGUCUAUGGUUGUUUUGAAAACAAAAUUUUUAUUGGGAAGAUAAAAAUAUAUUGAAAAUCUUCAAAUCAAGAUUUAAGAAGGCGUACAAAUAUUUUUAGGUUAUGUUGUUCAGAUACCAAAUACAAUGUCUUCAAGGCAAGAAGAGUUGUCUGAAUUACAGAACUAUAUCAAAGAAGUCGACAAAGAAGUAACAAUGAUAUUACAAAGUCUGCAAUGGGACAGGAAACAAUUACUACAGAGCAAACCAAAGAGAACAUGCAAGUAUGACUCAAACCACAAAGUUCCUCCGGAAAAACUGGAGGAACAUGAAGCCAAAUGUGCUCUUAAAUCCCAGGGCUACGCAGAUGAUGAUAUUUUCCUACCAGAUGUAUUAGACGCUAAUUCUAGUACAGUUUUGAAACUUUCUUCAGAAAAUAUUAAAGAUAUUAUCAACUAUGCUUCCAAGACAAAUCCAGUGUUUAUAAGAGGUGAUGCGAAUGUGGAGUCGGAACCACAGACAGUAGAGCGGCUGCAGGCGACGUACACAACGGACGAGAGACGAGCUAUCUACGAUGUCGUAAUACAUUCCCGACCCUCGUGUGAAGAGCUCGCGGACUUGGCUGUAGGAGAAGCGGGCGGCGCAUCGCAGUCGCAGAGCAGUCGCAAGUCGAAGCUGGAGCAACUGGCGGAAAUGCGCGACAUGAAGCGGCGCCGCGCCAAGUACAGAGUGGCCGUGCGCUCGCGCAACUACUCCAACACUCUGCGCGGAGUUAUCCAGGCACAGAUGGAGAUGUAUGCUGAAGCACAAGGUCACACGAAAUCUAAACCCAGUGAUGAAUCGAAUAUCGAAUCUGAUAAAGAAUAUCGUAAAGUUAAAGAAGAACAUCCAGACAAAUGUUUUGAUAACUUAACAGACAGUAAAACUAAUCAUAGAGAGUCACAUAAAGAUAGAAAAGAUACUUAUGAUGAUAAAGAUAGAAGAAAUAAACCUGACAAUAAAAGAAAACGUGAUUAUGUUGAUGAUAGAAAUACUCGAAAGUUCGACAGAGAUCGAUAUCAAUCUUCCGCGGAAGAAAGAAGAAGACAAUAUGAUAACUAUAGGAGACACGAAAGACAACGGGAUCCUUAUAGAGAAUGCAAUAAAAAUCGACACCAAUCUUCAACAGAAGAAAAAAGUACAAAACAUUAUAGCGAUAGAAGGCAGGAAAAAAAUAGAGAUUCUUAUAGAAUAAAAAUUGAAAAGGACGAAGCAGAAGAUACAAGAUGGCAUUACAACAAUGAUAGCAGGAAUUCAGGAAGAAACAGAGAUACAUAUGAAAAAGAAGAUUCCAAAAAACAUGAUAAAAGUAUAAAUUUAUAUAAUAAUAGGAUUUCUAUAAAAGAAGAAAGAGACAGUUCAAGCUCAAGGGACAGUUGGACAUAUUGCGAGAGUGAAAGAGAGGAGAGAUAUAAGGAUAGAUUGAGUUCUCGGUAUACAUAGAAAUGAUAAUGAACAUAAACCUUAUGAUAAAAUCAAUAUAAGAACAAGAAAGAGAGCAUUCAAACCAUAGAAAAAAACAAAGAUUUAGUAAAUUUUUAUUUUAUAAAUUAAAACUAUACCUAAAAUAUGUUCACAGAAAUCUUCAACUGCAGUGUUGAUAGAAGUUCUAUGAAAAUAAAGGAUGAUUUUGGAUUAAAAAAUUAAGUUUAGGAAGAUUUUGUUUUCGUAUUUAGUAUAUGGGGUAAACUUUAGACUAUUCGCUUUAAGUUUCUGGAAAAUAAAGUAAUAUGACAUUAAAUUA
Molecule: messenger RNA, 1781 nt
Organism: Maniola jurtina (meadow brown)
Lineage: Eukaryota; Metazoa; Arthropoda; Insecta; Lepidoptera; Nymphalidae
Product: U11/U12 small nuclear ribonucleoprotein 48 kDa protein-like
Exons: 7
Coding region: 146-1480 (444 amino acids)
Source: RefSeq, a predicted model, not a curated record